AUCACCACCCGAGCAUGUGUUGGUCUACAUUCCGCAUCAUCCAACAUCGUGCGACAUCUUGUGAGCAAUGGAAGGACACAGCCAGGCGCUGGCGCCGGCUCUCUCUCGUCUGACAGGUCGCCGACGUCGUGUUCUUGUUGCUGUCCUCAUUGCUCUGCUUCUCUCGCUCCGAGCACCUUCUGUUCCCUUGUCCGCGUUAAAACAUGCAGUGUCUCUUCGAGCCUGGCGCGAAGCUCGGCGACGGAAAGCAGCAGAACGAAGGCGUAUGAUGAGCGAGACACCUCUGUAAGUGACUGAGAUCGUGCGCAGCUGAGAUGGGUGUCCUAGAAACACUCCAGCCCUGGAGAGGAAGAUGGUGGAUCUGUACAUCCCCGACCCGUCAGGAUCUCGGACGCUUCUCGUACCUUAUCGAGGGCGUCUAUCCAAAGUGUACAUCACUCCGACGCCCAAAGAUCUGUACGAGAAUCAUUUUCACCUAUUCCCUCCGCUCAGACCUGGCGAAAAGCUAGGCGUCAAUAAGCGAUUCUGGAAGAUGCUGGUCUCGAUCUUGAGGAUCGCUAUACCAAGCUCCACGGGCAAAGAGGCGUUCCUUUUGCUUCUCCAUACCUUUUUCCUCAUCACGAGGACCAUCCUCAGUGUCAUGGUGGCUAGGCUGGACGGAAGGAUCGUUCGCGACUUGGUAUCUGCAAAUGGUCGCGGCUUCUUGCGAGGACUAGGCUGGUGGUUCACCCUGGCUAUUCCCAGCACGUAUACAAAUUCCAUGAUCCGCUUCUUAGAGAAAAAACUCGCACUCGCCUUUCGUACUAAUCUCACGCGAUACAUACAUGACCUGUACCUGAACCAAAACCUCAACUACUACAAGUUCGGCAUGGGACUUGCAGCCGCUGUCCCAUCAGGCAGCAGGGCGAAAGGUGAUCCCUCGUCCGAGGCUGCCUCAGGCGGUGCGGACCAACUCAUCACUACGGAUCUCGCCAAAUUCUGCGACACCCUUUCGGCAUUAUAUGGGAAUAUCGGCAAGCCCGCUCUUGAUCUCAUCAUUUUCACGUCGCAGCUCUCCGCCUCUCUCGGACCUCUGGGCACCGUCGGACUGUACAGCAACUAUGCACUGACAGCUUGGAUCCUGAGAAAGGCUACCCCGGCGUUUGGGCGGAUGGCCGCGAUCACUGCUACCCUCGAAGGCGAAUACAGGAAAGGCCUGAGUCGCAUUGGACGAGAUGGCGAAGAGGUCGCCUUUUACGACGGAGGCAAGCGAGAGAAAGGUAUUUUGCUAUCUGCCUACCAGCGCCUCGCCAAUCAUAUCCACUCGGUUCUGAAGAUCCGCGUACCCUAUGGAAUGACAGAAGACUUUGUGAUCAAGUACGCUUGGUCGGCAUGUGGCUACGGACUCAUGUCAAUUCCAUUACUAUUCCCUCGUGCCGGACAUGCGAUCGCCUCAACAGGUGGUCUAUCGUUACAUGUCGCCUCAAGAACAGAAAACUACGUAUCCAAUCGUCGACUGUUGCUGUCUCUCGCCGAUGCUGGAGGGCGUCUCAUGUACUCAGGCAAGGAUUUAGCCGAGCUCUCUGGCUAUACCACGCGUGUCUACUCGCUGCUGGCGUCCCUUCAUGCCUUGGAGCAGAACGCGUAUCCCGUCAUCGCUGCGCCGCCAACUCACACAGGCAAACCAUUUUACGAUCUCGGAAGUGUGAAAGGUCAGAUCAUCAUCGGACCAGAUCACCUCUUGUUCAAAGACGUUCCAAUCGUCGCUCCGUCAGGUGGUGCGGGGGCAGAGCGUGGCGGAGAAGAAUUGAUACGCAGUCUUGAUCUCCGUGUGGAGGCUGUAGAGCACACACUCAUCACUGGACCAAAUGGCGUCGGGAAGACGUCAAUAUCCCGGAUUGCGGCACAGCUCUGGCCCACAUGGUCGGGUCUGCUCGAACGACCACACUACGGUCCUGGAGGCAUCUUUUUCCUCCCACAAAGGCCAUACCUGAGCAUUGGCAGUCUGCGUGAUCAGGUCAUCUACCCGCAAACUUACGCCGAGAUGAAAUCACAAGGCAGGACUGACGCUGAGCUGAUGCAAAUCUUGGAAAAUGUUCACCUAGCCUACCUGCCAUCUAGGGAAGGCGGAUGGGAGACACGCAAAGAGUGGAAGGAUGUCUUGUCGGGUGGUGAAAAGCAAAGGAUGGGGAUGGCACGGCUAUUCUAUCAUCGUCCCCGUUAUGCUAUUUUGGACGAAUGCACGUCCGCCGUCUCGUCCGACGUCGAAGGCCUCAUGUACGAACACGCCAAAACUCUAGGCAUCACCCUGAUCACCAUUUCACAUCGCCCUUCAUUGCUCAAGUAUCAUACUCGUCAUCUACGUCUGGGUGAGAUGACAGCCGCGAAAUCGUCCCUCGUUCGAACAAGCUCCCUCGAAUCCAUCAAACGAACGCAAUCCACCCUUCAUCUCGCCUCACACGGAUGGCAAAUGACGACAGUGGCGAGUGCAUCAGCUCAGGAAAACAUGGAGCUGGAUCUCGAGAUCGAAGUCCUGUCCAAAGUUCUGGACGACGAUGUGGCUCAAUGGGAGGCCAGACUCAAACAAGUCCAAGAACAAUUGAGCGGCAAAGUGUAGAAAAUAGGAUUCACAAGGUGUUACAUGUGUUCUUACAUUCUGUUAUAUCACUCCCAGCAUACCCUCUGUAUGAGUUACAAUGACC
Kockovaella imperatae is the source of this 2681-nucleotide messenger RNA. Its product is annotated as ABC transporter transmembrane region 2-domain-containing protein. The transcript has 18 exons. Gene Ontology annotation, biological process: very long-chain fatty acid catabolic process; long-chain fatty acid import into peroxisome; peroxisome organization. The record is from RefSeq and is a predicted model, not a curated record. Bases 353 to 2596 code for a protein of 747 amino acids. Gene Ontology annotation, molecular function: ATP hydrolysis activity; long-chain fatty acid transmembrane transporter activity; ABC-type transporter activity. Gene Ontology annotation, cellular component: peroxisomal membrane. Lineage: Eukaryota; Fungi; Basidiomycota; Tremellomycetes; Tremellales; Cuniculitremaceae.